AAAAUCCCAGCUAUACACGAAUUCACUAGCAUUUUCUUUUGGCCCUGUUGACAGAGUUCUUCAAAAUAAUAUUCUCAUUACGAUGCAGAGUGACGGUGUGAAAAGAGACUCCGACGUAGAGUAUUACAAACGUUGGAGUUCCACAAAUGGCUUCAUGCCGGAAUGGUGCCUUGAAGGAGGGUACGAGGCAGACGGCAAAAUACUAUAUGUCGUCGCCGCCUACGUUGAUGGCACCUUUACACCUGGAAAAUACGGUCAUCAUCUUAGUGGAGCCUGUAUUCCGUAUCAUCAUGAAGAAAGGGUUUGCGAAAAGUGGUACCGUAUUAGCGGUGAAGUAAGUAAUAGACCAUGGAUAUAUAGCUGGGAGCACGCCUCCAACGGAAACGUUCCCCGCAACGCUCUAAGGGCGGAUGAGGAGAUGCCCAGUGAGGGUGAAGGGCUGUACAUUGGUCGUGUCCACCACGCGGGGAGUCUUAUUCCGUGUAAAGUUCAUAGAACGCACAGAUGUGCUUAUUUUGGUUAUGAUGGGAAAGAACACAAAUCAACGGAGUAUGAGGUGCUCGUCUGCACAUUGAAGUCUGGUCAGCCAAGGGAAGGGGAGGAGGGGGAGGGACAGAAAGAGGUCAAGGAAUAGUCGGAAUUCAGGAGGGGCAGGGACAGAAAGAGGCCAAGGAAUAGUCGGAAUUCAGCGGAAAAGUACAGUAAUUUUCUUAUAGAUUGUUCAGUCUAUAAUGAAAAAUUCAAAGCACAGAAACAUAAUGUAAAUUUUUAUAGCCAACAUAUGAAAUGAAACAUAAUGUAAUUUUAUUUCUAGUUAAGAUAGUUAUCAAAGUUAAAUUAUUUAUGGAUUACUCCCUGUGAAAAAUAUUGAUAAAUUACUUCAUCUUGUUAAUAACCUCUAGAAUCACGUAA
Saccostrea cuccullata (small rock oyster) is the source of this 912-nucleotide messenger RNA. RefSeq lists its product as uncharacterized. Bases 83 to 634 code for a protein of 183 amino acids. The record is from RefSeq and is a predicted model, not a curated record. The transcript has 2 exons. Lineage: Eukaryota; Metazoa; Mollusca; Bivalvia; Ostreida; Ostreidae.